GCAUCUCGGGUGGGACGUCGAGUGCCUCGGGCUCCACGUUGACGUUCGGCUUGGUGACGGGCGUGUUGCGUGAGGGGUGGAGGGCUUGCAGCUUGGCGUAUGUCUCCUCCGUGGCUGGGGCGACUGGGGUGGAGUCCAGCUUCUUGGCCGCUCAUGUGAAUUCCCCAAGCUCCACUAGCCGCUUGGCUGUCAUGAAGGCCCUCUGCGUUGCCGUGUCGUGGGUGGGGUGGGCGGGUGUGGGGUGGAUGGCCGGUGUCGUCUCGGUGCUCUUUGGUGCGAAAUCGGCCCCCUCGCGUAGCAGCAGCUCCCAUUCCCCCUCCCAAAACAGCCGAAAUCUUCGCUCCCACUUUCUCCUCCCUCCCGCCCCUCCUCUCUUGGUUGGGAACAGCAGCAACGAAGGGAUGUACAGAAACAGGAGGAACCCGUCGUCCAGCUGGUUGGUGUCGCCGUCGGGGCUGACCAGCGCGUCUGCCGCCUCCAUCACGUCAGCCAUGUCGAUCCUUGCCUGUAGGGGGAUCCUUGCCUCCGUCGGGAUGCCCAUGCGCCAGGCCGCCGAGUGCUGCUCCUCUGUGCG
This is a messenger RNA of Vitrella brassicaformis, 574 nucleotides long. NCBI's taxonomy places the organism in Eukaryota, Vitrellaceae. The record is from the annotation of a GenBank genome assembly.